UAAACGGCGGCGGAGGCCGGGAGCGUUCUCAGCCCUCACUUCAGCCCGCACGACAUGGAGCCUCCCGCCCGUAGAGUGACGUUCAGCAGCCGCAAAAACGAAAAGGGGAACACCGCCUUCUCCGUGGAGGACAUCCUGCACCCCCGAAAGUUCAACGGGGCCGCCGAGAAGGCCGCCGCAGGUCCCAACACGAAGCAAUAUCUUUCAGCAGGCAUCCGUAGACCACUGCCUACAAAGCUGACCAAAAAGCCAGCAAACUCAAAGUGCGGCGUCCGCCGCGUGCGAACAGCCUUCACGCUGGACCAGCUUCGGGUUCUGGAGUUGAGCUUUCAUCGCUGCCACUACUUGAGUCCGGUGGAGCGCCACGCCCUUGCCGGCGCACUCUGCCUGACCCACACGCAGGUCAAGAUCUGGUUCCAGAACCGGCGCACCAAGUGGAAGAAGGAGGAGGGCAUGCGGGUGCAGGAGCACCACAUUGCCCACCCCACCCACCGCUCCACCGUGUUCAACGUCUCCACCUGGUGGCCGUCGCCUGCAAUCGCCUUCAAUCGUCAAAUCAUCUGCGGGCAAUUCCGCCCCUUAGCGUCGCGUAUGACACAACCACUUUUUUAUCGCUGAAGUCGAGCUGAAUAAUCGACUAAUCAAUAGAAAAACUAAUCACCCACAUGAAGAACAAUAAUCAAGUGAUCACAUGGACAUGAUCGACAAGCUGAUCAAGCGACAACCAGGGAUGACAACCUGAAUGCAGAUGUGCAGUCAACAGUUUUAGAACUGUAAUGAUGUAAAAUAAGUUAUUUUUAAUAAAGAGAAAUAUUAAUAUUUUGAA
Molecule: messenger RNA, 826 nt
Organism: Hippocampus zosterae (dwarf seahorse)
Lineage: Eukaryota; Metazoa; Chordata; Actinopteri; Syngnathiformes; Syngnathidae
Gene: pnx
Product: posterior neuron-specific homeobox
Exons: 2
Coding region: 55-618 (187 amino acids)
Biological process (GO): regulation of DNA-templated transcription
Molecular function (GO): DNA-binding transcription factor activity, RNA polymerase II-specific; DNA binding
Source: RefSeq, a predicted model, not a curated record